CUAAGGCCUGCUUAACUUCAACAAGGUGCCUUCAGACCAUACAUAUCUAGACAAUUGAUCAAGAAAACACUGCAGCUCUAGAUUUCAAAAUAUACUGCUGCAAACAUUCAAGGUUGAAAAUGCUUUCAGCAUUUCUAUUAUGCUUCCUGAAUGCUCCAUGAGGUCUAUUUUUAUUAAAAACAAUAUUUAGUUUGGAUUAUGCUUUUGCAAACAAGGAAACGAACCUUUUGUUAGCUGUAUGGUUACAUCAUUCUCAAGCUCAACAUAAAUUGCAGUCCCCAAUAUUCCUGCCCAGCUGUUUCAAAGCCUGAGAGGUGGAUAAGCUAAGGAGGUGCAUUUGAUCUCCCAGGAAGAGGAUCCGAAGGGGAAAAAAGAGAAUCCCAGGUGCAGGAUGCAGUUUGGUCCACACUCCAUCUUUAUCCUAAUGCUUAGUGGGCUACACUUCAUUAACUGUGAGCCAAUAGCAAAAGACUCACCCACUACCUUCCAGAGCACUAACAGCACAUCCAAUCCUGGCUCAGCCAACACCCCCUCAACUCCUGGCCCAGUCAGCAACAUGGCCACAUCACCAGCCAACACCACCAGCACAUCCACUAAAGGGCCAAAUGGCAAUGCCACUAUGUUGCCAACUAACAAUGCUACCACUUCUACUCCUGGCCAAGCCACCAACAUAGCCGAAGUCACUCAAGGUCAAACCAACGCCACUUCAUCUUCUCCUGGCCAAGCCACCAGCACAGCCGAAGUCACUCAAGGUCAAACCAACGCCACUUCAUCUUCUCCUGGCCAAGCCACCAGCACAGCCGAAGUCACUCAAGGUCAAACCAACGCCACUUCAUCUUCUCCUGGCCAAGCCACCAGCACAGCCGAAGUCACUCAAGGUCAAACCAAUGCCACCUCAUCUUCUCCUGGCCAAGCCACCAACACAGCCAAAGUCACUCAAGGUCAAACCAAUGCCACCUCAUCUUCUCCUGGCCAAGCCACCAACACAGCCAAAGUCACAAAAGAUCAAACCAACACCACUUCAUCUUCUCCUGACCAAGCAACCAACACAGCCAAAGUCACUCAAGGUCAAACCAACGCCACCUCUUCUUCUUCUGGUCAAGCCACCAACACCACAGCCAGCCAGAACAAUGGCACUACAAGCGCUUCUCACAAGAAAACAACCAAUAUUGCUGUAUUCCCAACUUCUUCAUUUUUGGGAUGUGCAUUGCUUGCGGUUUCUGUACUCUGCCUGUAAAGAAGUAUUUCUCUGUUGUACACUGCCAUCUGCCUCUCUACAUUUUUGUUUUACCCAACUAACCCUAUGAUAAGAACUAGAAGAGUCACUGCCAAGACAACCUUGUUCUAUCUCUAGGCAUGCCCAGCCAGCAGAUUCUCACAAUAGUUGCUACAGCACCCAACCAGAAGGAAGACAGUGGAGCAUCCUAUGGAAAUGGACAGGUAGCUGUUCCCUCAGGAUUCCACCAAAUUUACUGACAAAAGCCUACCAUGAAGAAUGUGACAUCUCUACUGGCCUCUUGACGGUCUGCAGCCCCUGCAUGGACCAUUUGAAGGAAGGGGGAAGAGAAUAAUAUGUGUCUCAAAGACCCCACUGCAUCAGGAAUGUAGAGGCCAGCAAUACAGAAACAGUCCUGCAUGGAUCAAUGGCCUCUAGAAGUUCUCUUUUAUUUUACUUCAGCAAAUCAAGAACUGCCAAGACCUCAGGUUGGAAAUUUAAUGUAUUUUGACUGCUUCUGUUGUUAGCUUGUUCUGUAGAGGGGUGUUUUGUCUGCUUGCCUUUUCUUACAGUUUUAUUAAUUCUAAAAACACACAGAAACAUAUUUACACAAAAUACAAACAUUAACAAACACAACUUACUUACUUCACUAACUCUGUAAUUUAUUUCCGCUAAUGUUUCUGGAUUGGCCCACUGGAUUAAAACUACCCAAUUCAUUUCUGAUAUACAAAUCACCACUGUGUUAUUUUGAGCAUACCAUGCAAGGCUUUAAGUUUAAACAUUUCCAACUGAUCCCAAUUUUUUAAAAUCAAUUUGGGUUUUGAUUACACUUCAAUAAUUUAGCAAAGAACAUUUUUGCAAGUGUACUUACCGGU
Molecule: messenger RNA, 2091 nt
Organism: Lacerta agilis (Sand lizard)
Lineage: Eukaryota; Metazoa; Chordata; Lepidosauria; Squamata; Lacertidae
Product: mucin-5AC-like
Exons: 2
Coding region: 392-1237 (281 amino acids)
Source: RefSeq, a predicted model, not a curated record